Messenger RNA from Peromyscus maniculatus bairdii (prairie deer mouse), 684 nucleotides. NCBI's taxonomy places the organism in Eukaryota, Metazoa, Chordata, Mammalia, Rodentia, Cricetidae. The record is from RefSeq and is a predicted model, not a curated record.
AUGUCUAAUAACUGCCGCUCAGAAGUCUGUAGCUCUUCUUCUCCUAGGAACUCUAGUCACGUUCCUGCCACCUCACCCGUAGGUCUUUGCUCCACUGAGAUGAGGUGUAGAAAUGCCCCUUGCUCUCCUACUAGCAGCCUGGGCAGCAAUACAUCAUGUGACAACUGCCACGAGCCCUGCGGUGAACAUGGGAGUGGACAAUCAACCAGCUGCAUCAGGAACACUGGCAGCCCUUCAGUCGGAUCUCCAGUUACUUCAGGGAUAUCUGGAUCCCAGGAAGGAAACAGCUGCCUUCCUGUCACAUCCUGCAAUUCCAGCGUUGGCCGUCCAACAUCCUGUAGACGACCUUUGAGCUGCUUCCAUCCAAGUUACCAGUCUUAUGGCUAUCAACCCUUAGGCUACCUGACCUAUGGUCGUCAACCACUGAGCUAUCUUCCCUAUGGUUGUCCAACACUGAGAAACCUGACCUAUGGAUGCCAGCCUUUUAGCUGCAAGUCUGACUACUACAAGCCCACAAACUGUACAUAUGGCAGGUUCCAACGAUACUCCUCUUACUUGGGUGGUUGGCAUUGUCCUUACUGAAGAAAUUCAUGAGUAGCUGAAACAACCUCAUGCUUCUAACUUCGAGAGAGAUCAGCCAGCAUCACAGGGAGGGCUCUUGUUUCAUGGGGCUAUAAUGCAUGC